Molecule: messenger RNA, 752 nt
Organism: Exophiala mesophila
Lineage: Eukaryota; Fungi; Ascomycota; Eurotiomycetes; Chaetothyriales; Herpotrichiellaceae
Exons: 2
Coding region: 353-664 (103 amino acids)
Molecular function (GO): copper ion binding
Source: RefSeq, a predicted model, not a curated record
GGUGACCGUUGAUCUUACAAGCCCUGAGGAUCCUGGUGCUGAUCCUCUCUUGCGUAUCAGGACGAGAGGUGUAUAAAUCAGGAUCCCAUGUCGGAAAUCGGUGCCUGUGAAGUAUACAAGUACCUUCUGUCUCUGGGGGUUUCUUGUCCCACGGCUGAAAUUGCAUUCAUAUCCUCUUCUGCCACGAUGCUAGUCAAGCUGCUGCCUCUGGUUCUUUCAGCCUGUUGGCAUAUUUAGCAGCGUCACCGCCAAUGCGCCUGAUCCUGGGCAGGGUCCAGAUUACAUCUUGGUCGCCACGGCGGUUAACCUUACCACCAACUGUCAGCACAGGUAUUCAGUCGUUUUCAAUGGCAUGAGCCCCGGUCCCCCGCUAUACCUGAGGGAGGGUUCUACGACUUGGGUCAGGGUGUUCAAUGAUCUUGAAGAUCAGAAUCUCACGGUGCAUGGACUGACCCAACGAACGGCUCCUUUCUCCGAUGGUACACCAAUAUUAUCGCAAUUGCCAAUUGAGCAUCUGAGUUUUUCGACUAGACAAAGUUACCUAGGUGAUCAUUUAUUCAUCAUCGAUUCGACAGCAAGUGCGACUUCAAGACCUUGUUUAAUGACCAUCAAAUCACUCAAGUCAUUCAUCUAUUUAAUGUUCUUGGGAUUCCGAACCAAAUGACCCGAUGCGAGGGUGAAGAACCGCAUGUGCUACCAGCUUUGGGAGGGUUCUGGCAGUUACUCAAUGAACUGAAUCGAUGAUGAGCGUG